GGAUAUGAAAGAAAUUAUGAUGGAAGUUCAGAUGUGAAUGGCUGAUUACAACUAAAUUAAUUAAAUUAAUUUAAAUUUUGAUAUAGCUGUUUUACAAUUCACACUGCUGUUGUUCCUAGCUUUGCAGAUGGUAUAGAAAAAUUAAGAUAAAAGGAUACAACAAGGAAAAGAGAAAUAUGCACUAUUCUUUUCCUGAUUCUUCUUUUUGUUAAUUUAGAGAAUAGGACAUUACUCUUGAGCUUGGCUUUACUUUAUGACAUACCACAUUCUUCCUUGUAAUUGAUGAAUAAUAUCCGUGUCAAUAAAGGCUAGUAAUGAUUAACUAUGUCAAAGCCUGUUCAUGUUAUUUUCACAAACGUGUUUUGUCUGUAUCAGGAUGAAGGUGAGUGUUGCUCUCCUGCAGCUGCUGUGCUGUCUUCUGCUCACUGAUGGACAAACUGAGGUGCAAGAUUUUGUGGCCACGGAAAAAAACAACCAGCCCAACAUCUGGACUGAGGUGAGAGAUAUAAGAGACAUGGUGGUGGAGCUCAAAGUCAAGUUGGACAUGGUGAUGAAAGAAAAUGCAAAAAUGGCAGAACAAUUGCAGGGGCUGAAGAAAGAAUGCAGGUAUUUAAAUGAUCAAAUAAAGAUAACUGAAAACCAGCUUGAAGGAAUUAAGCGAGAAAAUGAAGACCAACCAAAAGUGGCAUUUUCAGCUGACUUAGGCAUGCGUGGUGAUUUAGGUCCUCAGAGUACUGAGAUCACACUGACAUUUAACAACAUCUUCACAAACAUUGGUAACAACUACAAUCCAGCAACAGGUCUCUUCACUGCACCAGUUAAAGGAGUCUACUACUUCAGAUUCACUGCAUGUGGUACUCAAAUCAGACAAUCACUGGGUGCAAGUUUACAUAAAAAUGGGCAGAAGAUUGUAUCAGUAGGGCAGUGGCGUAAUCAUGAUCAACAUAGAUAUGCAUCAAACGGAGCUGUCCUGCAGCUGGAAGUGGGUGAUGUAGUUUGUGUGAAACUCCUCCCAGGUUACACCAUCUAUGACAGUCCAGAUAACCUCAGCACUUUCAGUGGAUUCCUCAUUUACCCAUUAAAGUGAUCAACCAUUGCACACUGUAUUAUGUUGAUUGCCUAAUGAAAGACAAAUUUACUCAUCUGUGCUCUUUCUACAUUGGUUUUAAGCUCUCAUUUAUAUCAUUUAUAACUGGCUGCUCAGAGAAAAUUGCAUGAAUCACACUUACUGUAUGCUGUAUUAAUCAUAUGCUGUAACAUGGAAAAAUCUAACUGCAAUAAUGAUUUUACAUGCUAUUAUUUGUAUUAAAUAUGUUUGCACAUAAAUCUCUGUACUAUCUUAUAACAUUCUUGCCUAAAAUCAUCAUCAUCAUCAUCAUCAUCAUACAUUGUAUUAAUAGUUAAUGUUAAAUGUAUUGAUUUAACUAUUCUAGAUGUUAAUAUCCUGAAAUGUAACGAAUCGUUGGAGAAAAAAAUAAUAUAUUCAUGUAUAUAGUAUAUUCCUGGGAUUUUAGUGAAUUACAUUGUAGUGCAUGAUCUGCAGAAUCUCUGCUCA
Onychostoma macrolepis is the source of this 1555-nucleotide messenger RNA. It is a transcript of the gene cbln17, whose product is annotated as cerebellin 17. Lineage: Eukaryota; Metazoa; Chordata; Actinopteri; Cypriniformes; Cyprinidae. Gene Ontology annotation, molecular function: protein binding. The record is from RefSeq and is a predicted model, not a curated record.